GUGAGUGGUGCGCGCUCCCCGGUCAGCUGACGAGCGUCCCGAAGCCUUUAUUAUUGUAGUCGUCCGGCUGCUGCUGGGUCAUUGUGCGACUUGCAGGACGCGGAACGAAGAGAAGUAGGGUCCAGGGUUCCUAGCCGACGGUAACACCGCGUUAGCAGUACUACAGUAAUAGCACGUUAACCGGGCGAAAAUGCGCCUCGCGUGCCUGUUCUCCCUCGUCGUACUCGCGUGCGCCGUCGACGCGCUCGUCAGAAUCCCCCUCCAGAAGUUCCGCUCCAUACGGCACACACUGUCCGAUUCGGGUAGGAGCAUCGAGGAGCUCAUGGCUGGGGAGGGGGCCCUGAAGUACAACCUGGGUUUCCCAUCUAGCAAAGCUCCAACUCCAGAGACUCUGAAGAACUACCUGGAUGCUCAAUACUACGGACAGAUUGGCCUGGGAACUCCGCUCCAGCCCUUCAACGUGGUAUUUGACACCGGCUCUUCGAACCUGUGGGUGCCCUCGGUGCACUGUUCCCUCACAGACAUCGCCUGCUUGCUUCAUCGCAAGUAUAAUUCAGCCAAGUCAAGUACGUAUGUGAAGAACGGGACUGCCUUCGCCAUUCAGUACGGCACGGGUAGCCUGUCUGGGUACCUCAGCCAGGACACAUGCACAAUUGGAGAUAUUGCUGUGACAAAGCAGCUGUUUGGAGAGGCCAUCAAGCAGCCCGGCGUGGCCUUCAUUGCCGCCAAAUUCGACGGCAUCCUGGGAAUGGCCUACCCCCGCAUCGCCGUGGAUGGGGUGCCGCCCGUUUUCGACAACAUCAUGAGCCAGAAAAAGGUGGAAAAAAAAGUCUUCUCAUUUUACCUGAACAGAAACCCAAACACACAACCUGGAGGGGAGCUGCUGCUGGGAGGUACAGACCCCAAGUACUACACCGGAGACUUCCAUUACAUGAACAUCACCAGGCAGGCCUACUGGCAGAUCCAUGUGGAUGGGUUGAGUGUAGGGAGCCAGCUGAGUCUGUGCAAGGGAGGUUGUGAGGCCAUCGUGGACACGGGCACCUCCCUCAUCACUGGACCAGCUGCUGAGGUCAGGGCCCUGCAGAAGGCCAUCGGAGCACUCCCCCUCAUCCAGGGACAGUACAUGGUGGAGUGCAACAAGGUACCCACUCUGCCCCCCGUGUCCUUCACUCUGGGUGGCAAGACUUUCACUCUGACAGGGGAGCAGUAUAUUCUCAAGGAGCAACAGGGCGGAACAACUAUCUGCCUGAGCGGAUUCAUGGGUCUGGACAUCCCACCACCUGCUGGGCCCCUAUGGAUUCUGGGAGAUGUGUUCAUUGGGCAGUACUACACAGUGUUUGACCGCGAGAACAACCGCGUGGGCUUUGCCAAGUCCACAUAAGCACUGUGUCAGCAAUACUACGCAUUGGGUCAAGGUGUUGCUACGACAACAGACAAAAUACUUCUGAUGCUGCACACGUGAUAUCCGUUGCUUCAAAAACCUGGUAGCAAUACAGUUUGUGUAGAGUUUGAUGCACUGGGCUUCUGUCAUUUCAGUGUUUUUACUACUUGCAGGGUGAUCAAAAUGAAUGUGAGCAAAUUGAGUGAGUUCAGAUGAAUGAAUUUUAUGCAGUUUAGUAACACUAGUUUAAUCUUUGUUUGCAUGUGGUUUUUCAGUAUCAUUUAUUUUAACAGAUCUGUAAUUGGCAAGUUUAAUUUGCAACUUCAAUCAAAUUUACUUGCACAUUUUAUCUGAGCUGAGAUGACUGAAUGAAAUAAAACACCUUCCACCAA
Molecule: messenger RNA, 1773 nt
Organism: Scleropages formosus (Asian bonytongue)
Lineage: Eukaryota; Metazoa; Chordata; Actinopteri; Osteoglossiformes; Osteoglossidae
Product: cathepsin D-like
Exons: 9
Coding region: 191-1381 (396 amino acids)
Biological process (GO): proteolysis
Cellular component (GO): lysosome
Molecular function (GO): aspartic-type endopeptidase activity
Source: RefSeq, a predicted model, not a curated record